Messenger RNA from Puma concolor (puma), 1548 nucleotides. It is a transcript of the gene TTC8, whose product is annotated as tetratricopeptide repeat domain 8. Lineage: Eukaryota; Metazoa; Chordata; Mammalia; Carnivora; Felidae. Gene Ontology annotation, cellular component: ciliary basal body; BBSome; non-motile cilium. Gene Ontology annotation, molecular function: protein binding. Gene Ontology annotation, biological process: non-motile cilium assembly. The record is from RefSeq and is a predicted model, not a curated record.
AUGGGCUCGGAGAUGGAGCCGCUGCUCCUGGCCUGGAGCUAUUUUAGGCGCAGGAAGUUCCAGCUCUGCGCGGAUCUAUGCACGCAGAUGCUGGAGAAGUCCCCUUAUGACCAGGAACCGGAUCCUGAAUUGCCAGUGACUCAGGCAGCUUGGAUUUUGAAGGCACGGGCACUCACUGAAAUGGUAUAUGUAGAUGAAAUUGACGUGGAUCAGGAAGGAAUUGCAGAAAUGAUGCUGGAUGAAAAUGCUAUUGCUCAAGUUCCACGCCCGGGAACAUCCUUGAAACUGCCUGGAACUAAUCAGACAGGAGGGCCUAGUCCAGCCAUCAGGCCAAUCACUCAAGCUGGAAGGCCCAUUACAGGUUUCCUUAGACCCAGCACACAGAGCGGAAGGCCUGGCACUAUGGAACAGGCCAUCAGAACACCUAGAACUGCCUACACAGCUCGCCCAGUCACCAGCACAACUGGAAGAUUUGUCAGGCUGGGAACGGCUUCCAUGCUUACAAGUCCUGAUGGACCUUUUAUAAAUUUAUCUAGACUGAAUUUAACAAAAUAUGCCCAGAAACCUAAAUUGGCAAAGGCUUUGUUUGAAUAUAUCUUUCAUCAUGAAAAUGAUGUUAAGACUGCUUUGGACUUGGCUGCCCUCUCCACAGAGUACUCUCAGUACAAGGACUGGUGGUGGAAAGUGCAGAUUGGAAAGUGUUACUACAGGUUAGGAAUGUAUCGUGAAGCAGAAAAACAGUUUAAAUCAGCCCUGAAGCAGCAGGAAAUGGUAGAUACAUUUCUCUACUUGGCAAAAGUUUACGUCUCAUUGGAUCAGCCAGUGACGGCUUUAAAUCUUUUCAAACAAGGCUUAGAUAAGUUUCCAGGAGAAGUAACCCUACUUUGUGGAAUUGCCAGGAUCUAUGAGGAAAUGAGCAAUAUUUCAUCAGCAGCUGAAUACUACAAAGAAGUUUUGAAACAGGACAAUACUCAUGUGGAAGCCAUUGCAUGCAUUGGAAGCAACCACUUUUACUCUGAUCAACCAGAAAUAGCUCUCCGGUUUUACAGGCGGCUCCUGCAGAUGGGUGUCUAUAACUGCCAGCUUUUUAACAAUCUGGGACUCUGCUGCUUCUAUGCCCAGCAGUAUGAUAUGACUCUGACCUCAUUUGAACGUGCCCUUGCUCUGGCUGAAAACGAAGAAGAGGCAGCUGAUGUCUGGUACAACUUGGGACAUGUGGCUGUGGGCAUCGGAGAUACGAAUUUGGCCCAUCAGUGCUUCAGGCUUGCUCUGGUCAACAACAAUAACCACGCUGAGGCCUACAACAACCUGGCCGUGCUGGAGAUGCGGAAGGGCCACGUGGAGCAGGCAAGAGCACUGUUACAAACUGCCUCAUCCUUAGCACCGCAUAUGUACGAGCCACAUUUUAAUUUUGCAACGAUCUCUGAUAAGAUUGGAGAUCUCCAGAGAAGCUAUGUUGCUGCUCAGAAAUCUGAAGCAGCAUUUCCAGAUCAUGUGGAUACCCAACAUUUAAUUAAACAGUUAAAGCAGCAUUUUGCUAUGCUCUGA